GCAGAGGCGGUGGGGGAGUGCCUGGGGGAGACGCCUGAGGCUGGACCCUGUGACUGAGCCCGGCACCUGAGCUAGUGGCCCUGGGUACUCACUGUCUGUGACCCGUGGCUCUCUCCACAGCUCUCAGCCCGCUCUGUGUCCGGAUGCUCGGCCUGCGCUCCGAUGUGGGUUCAGCCAUGCAGGCACGAGGCGUCCAUCGGAGCCUGGCCAGAGAGGGCCCCAGCAGUGUGUCCUGUGCUCAGCACCCAGCCUGCUGUGUCCAAGGCCAGAGCCAUGGUUCCUAAACCCACCGAGCUUCCCAGGAGCCGCGGCGAGUUUGUGGUGACCAAGCUGGACGACCUCAUCAACUGGGCCCGCCGAAGCUCGCUGUGGCCCAUGACCUUCGGCCUAGCCUGCUGCGCAGUGGAGAUGAUGCACAUGGCUGCACCCCGCUACGACAUGGACCGCUUUGGUGUUGUCUUCCGCGCCAGCCCCCGUCAGGCCGACGUGAUGAUCGUGGCUGGCACGCUCACCAACAAGAUGGCCCCAGCACUCCGCAAGGUGUAUGACCAGAUGCCAGAGCCCCGCUACGUGGUGUCCAUGGGGAGCUGCGCCAACGGAGGCGGCUACUACCACUACUCCUACUCCGUGGUGAGAGGCUGUGACCGAAUCGUGCCCGUGGACAUUUAUGUGCCAGGCUGCCCGCCCACAGCGGAGGCCCUGCUGUACGGCAUCCUGCAGCUUCAGAGGAAGAUCAAACGGGAGAAGAGACUCAAGAUCUGGUACCGCAGGUAGCGCCUCUGCGGCCACUGGAGCCCUGUGCACCCUGCCCCCAAGACGGAAUAAACUUCAGUCCUCGUGC
Molecule: messenger RNA, 841 nt
Organism: Ictidomys tridecemlineatus (thirteen-lined ground squirrel)
Lineage: Eukaryota; Metazoa; Chordata; Mammalia; Rodentia; Sciuridae
Source: RefSeq, a predicted model, not a curated record